This is a messenger RNA of Sturnus vulgaris (Common starling), 6173 nucleotides long. Lineage: Eukaryota; Metazoa; Chordata; Aves; Passeriformes; Sturnidae. The record is from RefSeq and is a predicted model, not a curated record.
UUGGGGUAAGACACCAAGGAAUAGAUGGACACAAGCAGAUACACAGGAGAGCAAUGAGUUUCCACCGUCAUCAGCCUUCAUCGUCCUUGAGUUUUUGGCAGCCUUCUGCUUUGAUCAGUCAGAGCCAAAUCCCACAGUUUUUCCUCUGCAGACUGCAAGGUGUGCUCGUGGUGGCUGGUGUCCCUCACCAUGCUCUGUGGUAGUAAACAUUGGAAGAGAUGUUAAGUGGCAUGCGGCAGGGAAAUAUCUAACCUCUUAGGUGUUUACUUAAUUUUGACUUGAAGAAUGAGCCUUAGAUGUUGUUUUCUUCCAAGUACCCAGUAGUUCUGUCACCUUGCAGGCUGUGAGGGUGAAAGCUGAGGAGGCUGAUACAGAAAAUAUUGAGUAACAAAACCCGAAGAGGGUGCAAUAGUUUUGGUGUUUGAUGUAUCCACACAACAAGGCCUGAGUAAAAGGAUUGAAGUGGAUCUAGGACAAAUGGAUGACUGAAUAUUCAUAUGAAGAGGAAAGCCAUAAAAGACAUCAGCGCCUUUGAGAACAGAAUGUUAAUGCUUGAUGGGAUGCCGGCAGUCAGAGUCAAAACAGAGCUGCUGGAAUCCGAGCAAGGGUCUCCAAACGUCCACAACUACCCAGAUAUGGAUGCUGUACCUUUGUUACUAAACAACAUGAAGGCCGACCCCACGGAGGAUUCAUUAUCUACAGAUCAUUUCCAAACACAGACUGAACCAGUGGACUUGUCAAUAAACAAAGCCAGGUCGUCCCCUACAGCAGCUUCAUCGUCACCAGUUUCCAUGACAGCAUCAGCCUCCUCCCCUUCUUCUACUUCGACUUCUUCUUCUUCCAGUCGGCCUGCUUCAUCCCCCACAGUAAUAACAUCAGUCUCCUCAGCAGCAUCUGUACCAUCAGUAUUAACUCCAGGUCCUCUUGUGGCCUCUGCAUCUGGUGUUGGAGGCCAGCAGUUUUUGCACAUUAUCCAUCCAGUACCACCUUCAAGUCCCAUGAACUUGCAGUCCAACAAAAUGAGUCAUGUGCACCGUAUCCCUGUGGUGGUACAGUCGGUACCUGUAGUCUAUACAGCUGUGAGAUCACCUGGGAAUAUGAACAACACUAUAGUAGUACCAUUGCUGGAGGAUGGGAGAAGCCAUGUCAAAGCACAAAUGGACCCCCGAGGCCUAUCUCCCAGACAAAUUAAAAGUGACAGUGAUGAUGACGACCUGCCAAAUGUGACCUUAGAUAGCGUUAAUGAAACUGGAUCUACAGCGCUCUCCAUAGCCAGAGCAGUACAAGAAGAGAGCAUGUGGGGCUGUGCCAGGUCAGCUGUUAACCCUUUUCGUUUUUUCAACUCCAGUUCAAUUUCACCGUUCAGUAUUGAGAGCACAAGGCGUCAGAGGAGGUCUGAGUCUCCAGACUCCAGGAAGCGGCGCAUCCAUCGGUGUGACUUUGAGGGAUGCAACAAAGUGUACACGAAAAGCUCCCACCUGAAGGCUCACCGGAGAACGCACACAGGAGAAAAACCCUACAAAUGUACCUGGGAAGGCUGCACCUGGAAGUUUGCUCGAUCCGAUGAACUGACGAGGCAUUACCGCAAGCACACGGGAGUGAAGCCAUUCAAGUGUGCAGACUGUGACCGCAGCUUCUCCCGCUCGGAUCACUUGGCGCUCCACCGCCGCAGGCACAUGCUGGUUUGAGAAACGCUACCUGUUCCAGCCGAGUUUAAGAGCUGGGUCUCUUAACUACCCACAGUGAAUUCAGCAGGGCUGAAUCCCCCUCUACAGUGUUAACAGGCAGGGCUUUCCCUGAUGUCUGUAACAAGAAAUAAUAGCAGAAAUUUUAAAAAAGCAGGAAAAGAAGUGCCACUCUUCUCCUCGCCAUCUGAAGUUAACCCUGUCUGCCCCUCAGCAUGGCUACCCCCUGAAAGUGUCAUCACAAUCACCUGGGAAAUAGCAGCCGAGAUGCUACAGGAAUGGGCAUUAUUUUACAUGCUGCAUCCUUUGACAAAAAAUGUUUAUAGCUUGUAUGUUUUCUCAGCUGCCAGACAUUUUGUUCCUGAAAAAAAUCACUGCUGAUUGGAGGAUAGAUAUCACAAACUGAUGAUGAUGAUGAUGAUGAUGAUGAUGAUGAUGAUGAUGACAAUGAUGAUGAUGAUGAGAGCAAGACCGCUAUAUCUGUAUUAUGCCAUCUUUUCCCCUUGUUUCCAGUACCAUCUGGCCGGUGUCCACACUGCACCGGAGCUGUGCUACAGACAAGCUGCGUGUGAGUAGGCAAGAAGAUUCUGCUGGAGAGGUCCCACUGCUGGAGCUGGAGGGUUGCUUGAUCAGACUUUUGCAAUAAUGAUGGUGGCAUUUUUAAUAUCAUACCACAAUUUGUCAUUAUGCCCUAGAGGACACCAGCCAUUUAACCUUUUUCUUUUAUCUUUUUUUUCCCCCUUCUUUUCUUUCAUUAUUGUUGUUGUUGAAGUCUGUAAAAUAAGCAAAGGGCAGCAGCAUCUCUGCUGAAAUAUCAUAUUAAGUAUCUGUAUUUUACCAUGGACUUAUUUAGAUCCAUUUUCUGAUUUGUGUAGAAAGAGCCCACCUAAAAACUACUACCCUAUUCUCAAUGUGCCGUUUUCUUUCAUGCAGGUAUCCUCUUCCCCACAGCCAUUAUUUGAACCCAAGGAAGUAGUCAGAUCUUGUACUUGCUGGUACCAAGGUUAGUGGUAUAGCCAUUCAUGAAAUGGAAUUGAAUGUAUCAUCAAAACAAAACAGAGAAGAAACGGCUGCAUCUCUUGCAGAGAAAAAAGCAAUAAUGAAUAAAAUGGCUCUUGAGACAAUAAUUUACUCCGCACCAACAGAAGUGAGGGGUAUGCAGAAACAGCAUAAAAAAUUUAAGCAUUUAAGUUUAUCUUUUUGCUGGUUUCACUGACCUGCUAGGUGCCACAAUUAAGUACUUCUUUUUCCUUUAACAUCAUACUUGUGUCUGAAAAGCAGGAUAGAUAAAGGAAAGAGUUGAUUGUUGAGGAGGUAGUAGAUGAACUGUAAGUAGGCCAGAGAAUUAUUUCUGCAGUGGUGCUCUGCAAGACAUUAUAUUUCUCCCUGGGAGUUAGGGAAUAACAAGAUUUUGCCAGCUGUCUAGUAGGAUAUAAAUGGCCCUCUGUAUGGGUACCAGUGGCUGCCUCUGCUGGGAUUUUCAAUCCAAGCCUUUUCAGAUUAAAUAAAAGAAAAUUCUUGAUCAUUCCCAUACAGCCCUAUAAUUGCAAACCAAUUUGUAUUAAUUUAAUUAUGUAGGAAAGAGAGAAACUCUUAGUCAUCAGUUAUUCAUGCAAACAGAAUAGUGUUUUUCUGUUUUCUUUCCUCACAAGGAUCUGCCUAUUCAGCUAAAUUUGACAAAGGGGAGGCUUGGCAAUAUUUUCCAAGUGUUGAGAUUUUCAUAGCUUAGAGAUGAAAGAUGUAAACAUAAAGGUCUUUUGCAAUGCAUUUAAUUAUGAAUAUUUUGUUCCAUGAACUGCACAGAUUAAAUUUGUGAUGCCACUUGUUUGUUUUUAAAUGUUUGACUAUCUCAGUUAAUAUCAGAUUCCUGAAGUAAAUGUAGUAAUGUUGGGGGAAUUCUGAAAUCAAGGUAAUCUUUAAGAAAAAACAACACAGAGGACUCAUACAGAUACAAAAGCAAUUACAGUUAAUUGAGGAUUAAUAUGACUGGGAUAAUACCUUAUAAUAGCAUUCACAAGACCCUGGAGUUUGAUUGUCUUUAAAUAUCCUUAAAAUUCCCCAGUAUGGGUAGUUUAUCAGCUCUCUGAAAGAACUUACUACUGUUAAAGGUCAGGCUUCCCACUGCUGAAUGGCCAGCAGAGAAACUCAACACAAAUUAUUCACAGCUGUUGUGGGAAAAAUGCCUCUAUCCAUUCCCAUUGGCCAUGUCAGUGAUGUACUUCCACCAAAUUCGAUGACAUUCUAGAACCCAUCUCCAAAUCAGGGACAGAGCAGGGCUUCUUAGGCAUUGCAGGGCAGCAGAACUGUGUCUUUACCAGCAGCAUUACUACUGUGGAUUUAAAAAACUGGUUGUCAAAGUAUUGUGUGUGAGGUGUUUCAUGGAUUAUGUCUGAGGUCUGUUUUUUGUGUACUUGAAUAUCAUCCCCUUAAAUGCAUCUGUCAUUGUUAGCAUUUGGGGAAAGAAGUCAGGUCAGGUAGAACUCCAUUGAUAAAAUUUUUUCCUGCCCAAGCAUAUUUUGCCAACUAAUUAUUUGAAUAGCAGUAAUUCAGUUGAAGAACCAAUAGCAUACAGAAUUCCUUUGGGGAUCUGUGAUUUUUUUUUUCUUCUCAUAGAAAAUCAUGUUUGCUUGAGCAGAAACUCUUACUGGGCAUUCUGUCGGCAUACAGGAGGAUGUGAUGUUACUCUUAAAGGCAGGGUGCAACUGGGAGAGAUGAGUGUUCCUCUUUAGGCUUCCCCUGUAGUCAAUGAAGACAGAAAAACAACAAGAGAAAUGGAGAGGCCUUAAAUUUUAGCAUUCAGCUUUGAAAUGCCUGUGGAGAAGCAUAUGUGUGACAGACCCUGGAGAGGCUCAUCUCCCAAGGCUGAGGUUGGUCUGUGUGAAUCCCUGGUUUUUCAGCUGGUUGCCUGUUAUUUUAUGCGUUGGAAACACUGCAACAGAAAGAGGGUCUGGUUUUAUUGAAAGAACCCCAAAGUGAUAGAGGGUUAAAACAGCACUAAUGCCAGGGGUCACAGGCACAGAGUGUGGCAGUGGUAGGAGAAUGAAGCCAAAAGGUAAAGGAGCGUGUGCUACAUUUUGUUAUUUCACAGGUAGGAAUGACGUCCUCAACCUCCAGCACAUGCUCAAGGGCUUCUCAUGCUGCUGUCACCUGUAGGUGACUUGCACAACCAGCAGUAGUCCACCACUGGGUUUCAAGUACACAGUAUGGUUCUUGAUGAGGUUCUCAUUCAUACCAGCACCUGCAGGCUUUGAUCCCAGUUACUCUGUGGGGUUGUUUUCUGGUUUUUGUCCCCUUCAGAAGUAUUUUAAGAGAAGUUAUUUGGUAGGAUGGGGGUGUUUGAAUGUGGAGCUGGUGUCCCCCAGAUACUCAGUGUGUCUUUGCCUUUAUUGGCUGUGGUUCAGACCUGCCAAGUUGCUGUGCUCAUACAAAGACCAUGGGCAAUUGCUCCAGGGUAGCUUCCUCAAAAAUCCUGGUACCCCGCCACAGGUCUCUGACAUUUCAUGGCUGUGGCAAAGGCUUACAUCAUGUGUAGCAUGCAGAAAUACCAGAUCUCUUCCUGACACAAUCCAGUAGGUCCAUCUUAGUUGAACAGUGAGGAUACACAAAUAUACAAAUAUACAGUGUCCCAGACAGAGAUUUCAGUCCACCAUGUCAUGAUAUUGCACCUUACGGCUUGCAAGGGAAAUUAUGUCGUGAAUUGUCAGAUUUCAUGUACUUUCAAAAGUUCUAAACGGAUUUGUCAGGAAACCUCAGAAGCCAACUUUUUAGGAAAAUAUAAUUAGGAAAAAGCUUUGAUACAGAACUUUUAAAAAUUUUAAUUGUGUCACUAUUUUUUGAGUGCCCCUUAUAUUCAGCACUGUAAAAUUGGCUCAUUGCAACAGCAGUUUUUACUUGGGGAUGAAGAUGCAGUAUUCCUUAUUCUCUCUCAUGCUUACAUAAUUAAUUAAAUAGUUUUAGACUGACUUGUAUAUAUAAUUAUUUGCUGGAGUAAUGUAUAACAAAAUUAACAGUGUUGAAAAUUACGUCAGUGAUGUUGACAUUUGGUAAACUUGCAGUGCAGAGCAUGGACAAAUAGCUGGACAGCCUUUCUCCCCUUUAAUAAUGAGAAUAACAGUGAUCAUAAGUCUCAUUUUCCAUUAGCCACAUUGAAAAUGUAUCUAGUUGCCAUUUAUAAAUUUAUCUUCUGAUAAUAAAUGCUGUUUAAUGUAAAAAAAUCUCUUUCUCCUUUAUUGAAGGUGGGUAUCUCAAAAUCAGAGUAAGUGUGACUAAUAAUAUCUCACUUACUUUUUAGUUUGAAUUUGGGUUUGGAAAGGUCACUGUAUGAAACUACAUCUUCCACAGCAGUCAAGUCUUAAGAUCGUUCAGUAAAUCCAUGCUAUUCCCACAGGCUCAUCCUUACACUCAUGCAUGUGAACCCCAGCAUUUCCAAGUGUCUCUACCCAUGUGCAGGUAAUAAACAAGUUUACUUAAAAUUUAGGGGAAAAAAAC